Piliocolobus tephrosceles (Ugandan red Colobus) is the source of this 5132-nucleotide messenger RNA. It is a transcript of the gene SIN3B, whose product is annotated as SIN3 transcription regulator family member B. The transcript has 20 exons. Gene Ontology annotation, biological process: negative regulation of transcription by RNA polymerase II. The record is from RefSeq and is a predicted model, not a curated record. The coding region runs from base 26 to 3550 and encodes 1174 amino acids. Gene Ontology annotation, molecular function: transcription corepressor activity. Gene Ontology annotation, cellular component: Sin3-type complex; chromatin. NCBI's taxonomy places the organism in Eukaryota, Metazoa, Chordata, Mammalia, Primates, Cercopithecidae.
GCGGGGCGCAGCUCCGACUUCGGACAUGGCGCACGCUGGUGGCGGCAGCGGUGGCGGCGGCCCCGCGGGCCGGGGGCUGAGCGGCGCCCGCUGGGGUCGCUCGGGCUCCGCGGGCCACGAGAAGCUGCCGGUGCACGUAGAAGACGCCCUCACCUAUCUGGACCAGGUGAAGAUCCGCUUUGGCAGCGACCCCGCCACCUACAACGGCUUCCUGGAGAUCAUGAAGGAGUUCAAAAGCCAGAGCAUCGAUACUCCUGGAGUCAUCAGACGUGUCUCACAGCUCUUCCACGAGCACCCUGACCUCAUUGUUGGAUUCAACGCUUUUCUUCCCCUUGGAUACAGAAUAGACAUUCCCAAGAAUGGCAAGUUAAACAUACAGUCGCCUCUGACGAGCCAGGAGAAUUCGCACAACCACGGGGACGGUGCAGAGGACUUCAAGCAGCAGGUGCCAUAUAAAGAGGACAAACCCCAGGUACCCCUGGAGUCCGAUUCCGUGGAAUUCAACAACGCCAUCAGCUAUGUGAAUAAGAUUAAGACCCGCUUCCUAGACCACCCGGAAAUCUACAGAUCGUUCCUGGAGAUCCUGCACACGUACCAGAAGGAGCAGCUGAACACGAGGGGCCGACCAUUCCGAGGCAUGUCCGAAGAGGAGGUGUUCACCGAGGUGGCCAAUCUCUUCCGGGGCCAGGAGGACCUGCUCUCUGAGUUUGGACAAUUCCUGCCCGAAGCCAAGCGGUCUCUGUUUACAGGAAACGGGCCAUGCGAGAUGCACAGUGUGCAGAAGAACGAGCACGACAAGACCCCAGAGCACAGCAGGAAGCGCUCUCGGCCCUCGCUCCUCCGCCCCGUGUCUGCACCCGCCAAGAAAAAAAUGAAACUUCGUGGUACCAAAGACCUGUCCAUUGCUGCGGUGGGGAAGUAUGGGACUCUGCAGGAAUUUUCUUUCUUUGACAAGGUCCGCCGGGUGCUGAAGAGCCAGGAGGUGUAUGAAAACUUCCUCCGCUGCAUCGCGCUCUUCAACCAGGAGCUGGUGUCUGGCUCCGAGCUCCUGCAGCUCGUCAGCCCAUUUCUGGGGAAAUUUCCAGAACUGUUUGCACAGUUCAAGUCCUUCCUAGGGGUAAAAGAGCUGUCCUUCGCGCCACCCAUGAGCGACAGAUCCGGGGACGGAAUAAGCCGGGAAAUCGACUAUGCAUCUUGCAAGCGCAUAGGAUCCAGCUACCGGGCACUCCCCAAAACCUACCAGCAGCCCAAGUGCAGCGGGAGGACGGCCAUCUGCAAGGAGCUUGACCAUUGGACACUUCUCCAGGGUUCGUGGACAGACGAUUACUGCAUGUCCAAGUUCAAGAGUACCUGCUGGAUUCCAGGAUAUAGUGCAGGGGUCAGCAAACUCUGGCCCAUGGGCCCUGGCCCACUGCCUGUGUUUGUACUGAACGACACCUGGGUCUCCUUCCCCUCCUGGUCUGAGGACUCCACCUUCGUCAGCUCCAAGAAGACACCGUAUGAGGAGCAACUUCACCGCUGUGAGGACGAGCGCUUCGAGUUAGACGUUGUCCUGGAGACGAACCUGGCCACGAUCCGCGUGUUGGAAAGCGUGCAGAAGAAGCUCUCUCGAAUGGCGCCAGAAGACCAGGAGAAGUUCCGGCUGGACGACUCCCUGGGGGGCACGUCAGAGGUGAUCCAGCGCCGUGCCAUCUAUCGCAUCUAUGGCGACAAGGCCCCAGAGAUCAUCGAGAGCCUCAAGAAGAACCCCGUCACUGCUGUCCCUGUUGUCCUGAAAAGGCUGAAGGCCAAGGAAGAGGAGUGGCGGGAGGCCCAGCAGGGCUUCAACAAGAUCUGGCGGGAGCAGUAUGAGAAGGCGUACCUCAAGUCCCUCGACCACCAGGCUGUGAACUUCAAGCAGAACGACACCAAGGCCCUGCGCUCCAAGAGCUUGCUCAACGAGAUCGAGAGCGUCUACGACGAGCACCAGGAGCAGCACUCGGAGGGCCGCAGUGCCCCCUCUAGCGAGCCACACCUCAUCUUCGUGUACGAGGACCGACAGAUCCUGGAGGACGCAGCAGCGCUCAUCAGCUACUACGUGAAGCGGCAGCCGGCCAUCCAGAAGGAGGACCAGGGCACCAUCCACCAGCUGCUGCACCAGUUCGUGCCCAGCCUCUUCUUCUCUCAGCAGCUGGACCUGGGCGCCUCCGAGGAGUCAGCCGAUGAGGACCGGGACAGCCCCCAGGGGCAGAGCACAGACCCCAGCGAACGGAAGAAGCCGGCACCAGGACCCCACAGUAGCUCCCCAGAGGAGAAGGGGGCCUUCGGGGAUACCCCGGCCACUGAGCAGCCACCCCCGCCACCCCCACCGCCACACAAGCCUCUGGACGACGUCUACAGCCUCUUCUUUGCCAACAACAACUGGUACUUCUUCCUGCGCCUGCACCAGACCCUGUGCUCCAGGCUGCUGAAGAUCUACCGCCAGGCGCAGAAGCAGCUCCUGGAGUAUCGGACUGAGAAGGAACGGGAGAAGCUGCUGUGUGAGGGCCGCAGGGAGAAGGGCAGCGACCCUGCCAUGGAGCUGCGACUGAAGCAGCCCAGUGAAGUGGAGCUGGAGGAGUACUACCCAGCCUUCCUGGACAUGGUGCGGAGCCUGCUGGAGGGCAGCAUCGACCCCACGCAGUACGAGGACACCCUGCGCGAGAUGUUCACCAUCCACGCCUACGUGGGCUUCACCAUGGACAAGCUGGUGCAGAACAUCGCACGGCAGUUGCACCACCUCGUGAGCGACGAUGUCUGCCUGAAGGUGGUAGAGCUCUACCUGAAUGAGAAGAAGCGGGGUGCCGCCGGUGGGAACCUGUCCUCCCGCUGCGUCCGCGCCGCCAGGGAGACCAGCUACCAGUGGAAGGCCGAGCGCUGCAUGGCCGAUGAGAACUGCUUCAAGGUGAUGUUCCUGCAGCGCAAGGGGCAGGUGAUCAUGACCAUCGAGCUCCUGGACACCGAGGAGGCCCAGACGGAGGACCCUGUGGAGGUCCAGCACCUGGCUCGGUAUGUGGAGCAGUAUGUCGGGACUGAGGGCGCAUCCAGCUCACCCACCGAGGGCUUCCUCCUGAAACCCGUGUUCCUGCAGAGGAACCUCAAGAAGUUCCGCCGCCGGUGGCAGAGCGAGCAGGCACGGGCCCUGCGCGGUGAGGCCAGGAGCUCCUGGAAGCGGCUGGUGGGCGUGGAGAGUGCCUGCGACGUGGACUGCCGCUUCAAGCUCAGCACCCACAAGAUGGUGUUCAUCGUGAACUCCGAGGACUACAUGUACCGUCGCGGAACCCUCUGCCGGGCCAAGCAGGUGCAGCCCCUGGUCCUGCUCCGCCACCACCAGCACUUUGAGGAGUGGCACAGCCGCUGGCUGGAGGACAACGUGACAGUGGAGGCGGCCAGCCUGGUGCAGGACUGGCUGAUGGGUGAGGAGGACGAAGACAUGGUACCCUGCAAGACGCUGUGUGAGACGGUGCACGUGCACGGCCUGCCCGUGACCCGCUACCGCGUGCAGUACAGCCGCCGCCCGGCCUCGCCCUGACGUGCCCUCGGCCUUGGUUGCGUCAGGGCCGUUUUCUUGAACGACCUGAGAGGCAUCUCCCAGCCCCUCUGCUGCCGGACAGCGCACUCCAGGGCAGGACGCCGCUCCCGGUCUCCUGUGGGCCUGCCGUGUGCCAAACCUGAGCUACCUGCACCCGAGCCCUGGGGCUUAGCCCCACCACAGGGGCGGGUGGACGUGCUGGCCGAGGAGCAAGCAAUCACGUUUGCGUCCCCGUCCGUCACAUGUGCCAAAUCCCUGGCAGGCGGGUGGCCCCUGCCCUGUGUUCUUACCGUGUCUUGGAAAAGUCACAGGUGACAGCCCUCCUGAGGCCUGUACUUCGGAGGGGGUGCGUGUCCAAGAGACCCUGACAAGGAAGGAGUUGAGCCCUGGGUAGGCUUGCUUGAAAAGUGAGUCCUUCCAGAAUAUUCUCAGAGCUGCCAGAAAUGUCACCUGAGGGUUUGGGCAUCAGCUCUGCCCGGCUGGUGUUCAGGCCCUCAGUCACUUUGGAAGUGAGAAGAACCCUUUAGCCGAACCUUUGGGAUCCCACUUUGAAGUCAAGACCUGGAGCAGGUGGGCAGUGCCUCGGGAGACCCCGCUCUGGAUAAGACACCCAACCCCAACUCCAGCAGCUGGACUCUGGGCCCACAAGGGGAGGGACCCCAGCCAGCGUUCCCGCAGAAGUGUUCCCGCAGAGCUGGCCCCACCCCGCUGUGGGGCGGCGGGCCCAGUCGUGUUCAUGCAGUGGGUACCCUAGGUGUAUGUGUAUACACACACAGAUAUUUAUUCUUUUCGCUCUUAGUGGUUGUUAUUUCUGCAGCAGCCAAGUCCCGCAGCUCCCUGGGGCUGAGAUCUCCCUUUGUGGAGAGCUGCCCUGACAGUCCCACCUACCACCCAAGGAGCCCCAUCUGCCUGCCUGCCCCGGGACCCACAUGGCCACUCCAGGGAUCACUGUUAUCCUUUCGUGAGGGGCUGAGGCAACUGUCCCAUGAAGGCAUCCAAGGCUUUCAGUGCCAAGAAUCCCAAGUGACUGAGGCUGGGGAUUGGUUCUCCAGGCCUCUCUCCCCCCACUGUGAGAGCCCCUGGCCCUGGCCCCUGUGCACCAGUGGGCCCAGAAUAACCGCCACCCUUGCCGUCCUGCAACAGCUGGACUCCAGUUUCCAGGAAGUGGAGAUGCGUUUCUAGAAGUUCCCUGUGGAACCUGGAGGCUCCGGACGCCUUUGACUCCAGGCUGGGCGAUUCCGAGGCCGACCCGUCCUCCUGGGAUCCCCGCCCCCGCUCCCCAGGUGUCACGCAGGCACUUCGUACGCGUCCCGGUUUUCUAAGAAGGGAACUUGCCAUCAGGAUUCCUGCACCAGGCCCACGGUCGUCUCGGGCAGAGCCACGUGGGCCCUGGGUGCGGCCGGAGACCCUGCCGAGCCCUCCUUUCCGUAUUCCCACCCCGCAUGCUUCUAGGGAGCGCCUCUUUUCCGUUCUUGAGGAAUUUCUGUUCUGGGGCUUGUCCUUCCUUUGCAGCUGUUUUGAAUGUAGUUUUCCUUUUCUAUUUAUUUGCACAUUAAAGUUAAAAAUUGAAUAUUGACAUCAA